Molecule: messenger RNA, 2139 nt
Organism: Moesziomyces aphidis
Lineage: Eukaryota; Fungi; Basidiomycota; Ustilaginomycetes; Ustilaginales; Ustilaginaceae
Source: the annotation of a GenBank genome assembly
AUGGCCGACCACGCAGCCAACCAAGGCGCAGCCGACCCUCGUGCACCUAGCCACACUGCUGGUCGACAGCGAUCCGCAGACCCGGACGAGGCCCAGCUGCCUUUGCUCUCCGACACUGAUCAUGACAUCGACGAUCAACCUUCACAGCAUCCAGACAACCCACCGCAAAGACAUGCCAACAAAGACUCCAGGGACGACUGGCACUGGCUCGAGAGGCUUGUUUUCAAGACUCGCUUCCACUUUAUCGUUUCCGUCACCCUCUUCUUCGUCUUCUGGACCUUUGUCGCCCUCAUCUUCAGCGGUGACUGGCCAGGCAGCGACAUACGUUGGCCCUGGUCAAAGCGCCCGGGCCACCGCGCGCCCCUCGGCAACGACUUUUACGAAGCCCAGAACAGGCUAUCCAACCAGCCUUUCUGCCACCCCAAAGUCGGACUUCUCCAACUCAACGACGUACAAACAGAGCAGCCGAACGGAAGCCUCCACUUUGACAUCGACCGCAUCAACGUGGAUGGCUUUGAACGACGCAACACUGGAUGCCCGUGCCUCCAAGCUUCUCCGUGGCGCAGCUCGCUCGGUAGCGACUUUGACAAGCUCGCGGGAACCACCGUGCGCGAAGCGGCCAAGCGACGCCGCAAAACCGUGGAUCUCGUCAUGUCCAUCGCUCAAGGCGCGCCGUUCUAUACCCGCAAAGCCGCAGAAUGCUCGUCCUCUUCAUCUCUCCACCCAGGCGCCAACACUGCAGACCAUCAAGUCUUCCGCAGCCGCAAGCUCUGGCAAGCAGUGCAACAGCUCGCCUGGGCAGCCUCCUUGUACGCCAACGACGGCAUCAUGCCAGAACAGAUGCUACAGGCCCUGCGCCUGGAUCACACCCGCAUCGUCAGAGAAGCUCAUCGCCACAGUCGCGGAAGCAGCCACAACCGAACAGAAGCGCUGCAAACUACCAUCUUGGACGCACAAAAGUUUGUACAGUCUCUCCUUGCCAUCUAUUACGGCCUCGAGCAACCAGCCGAGACCUUCCUCAACGACGCCGUCAUCCACCACUUUUUCACCAUCCACGAACUCUCCACCGACAGCUCCACAGGCAGCACCCACUCUCCUUUUGACCUCGUCCGAAAAGAACUGCCUCGGCGUUACGCGGCUCUCUCGUCCGUCGGCCACCUCAACUUUGGCAGCGCGUUGCGAUUGCAGCAGAGGAACAAGCCUUUUCAGCUCUACGUCCUUCAUGAAGUGUAUGGCGAUCACGAGCUGGACAUUGCUCUGGAUCUCGAAAGGGGCCUCAUCGUCAGUACCCUAGCCCGGCUGGCCCUUGAUCAUGGCGAACCUCAGGAGGCAAAGGACUGCCAGCUGCUCCAAGAAUCCAAAAGCCAGAGUCCGUGGGAUUGGAUCCUGCAGAGCGUGCCUUCCGUCCUUCUCGACAUCACUUGGCGAUUGGAGGAACGCGACAGAGCCUCGUUAGCAGGCACUUACAGAUACGAGUCCGGCUUGUCCAAUCACUCGACGGCUGACUCGUCUCCCGCGAGCUUUGAUUGGGUCGAGGUCGACGUCGGGAUGGAGGACGCGGUUCCCUGGAUCACCAGGAUCGAGUAUGCGCCGGUCAGGGCGCGUCCUUCAUCGGCGUCCGCCCAAGUGCCCUUCUCUGCGGACCAGCUCACCACAGACAAGUCCAAUGGGUCCGUGUCUGUGCUGAAGAAGUACAACGUCGGUGGCACAGCCGACUUCUUGGCAGGGUGGACGUGCAAAUGGUCCCAAGAUCAAGUUGCCGAUUGCUAUCGUCCCCGCGUUGGCCAGGACGACAGCCGAUGCAGCUGCAAGGACUGGCGCACUGGAGUGACAUCGAGCUACCGAGUUGGACUCUGGCCCGUGCAAGAGGAGGGUCAAGUGGACACCAACGUCUUCCACAUCCCGACCGCGGCGAUCCGACUCGACGGCAACAGCUACAUGGACCAAGGCGUCGGCGGCUGUUCUGCAUUGUUCACGCCCGACGAGGAACAACACGUGCCCGAGAUGGAAGCGUUUGGAUACACGCUCAAGUUCACCGAGCCCGAACGCAACGAGGACGGCACGAUCCGCCAAGAGACGCAGCUGGAAUGGCUCGAAAAAGGACUUAAGAUGACGCGCGUGCCCCACCUUCAGCGCUAA